AUGGAGUCCGCUGUCGACCAACUUGAAGCGUUCUCCCACCCAGAAGACAAGGCGGCAGACAUGAUGAUACGAUUUGGCGAGCUGAAGAUGGACGACUCAUUACCGCGGCUAUUCGACUUUGAUGCUCCAACCACGUGUCAGAAAUGGCCGGGCUUGCAGUUUGGCUCCUUUUGCCUGCACAAGCAGAUUCCAAAAUUGAACACCGGGAGACCAAAACCGAAAUUUUCUACGAAGAAGCGUAGUCGUCGGGAAAGUUUCAAGCACGGCGUAUACCCAGGGAAGGCAUCUCCGAACAAGUCACGAAAGGCCAAGGCGCAGGUGCUGACUCCUGCCACCUACCCACCUAUUCCUUCUCGCACUCCACCUGCGCAUCUCAUGUGGCUACCUGCAGAGGUGAGAAACCAGAUUUGGACGCUGCUCUCUGCUCGAGAGGAUCCGAUCGCAGCGCAAUUUCGUCCCAUCCAGCCUUGCAGAAAAGGUAAGAUUACCAUCCGACGCUUUCCUCAAGAACCACUCCUGGCAGCUGUGAGCAAGCAACUUCGGAAGGAGGUCCUGUCACUCUUUUACGGUCUGAACAAAUUUGUCUUCGAGACAAGCACCUCCAAAUCACUCCAAAACUUCGACAUGACGGAAUCCGCAAACCUACAGAAAUGGAGACCACGUGCGGAUGUGGCGGGUUUCAUAUCUCAAGUUGAGAUCAGAUUCGUCCCGCAAAUGGUCUAUCAAAUCAGUCGCAUGGCCGACACCCUCGACAUCAAAGCCAUGUGCGACCCGAAGAAGAAGCCGUAUCCUUUACCACCGGCGAUUAUGUUUGCCGAGAAGCGCAUUGCGCAGACUGUGAAGGAUUCCUGUGGCGGUGAUGAAGAUUUGGUCAAAGUGGCAAUGGUCGUGAUUGAGCGGCGGUUUUGA
Ramularia collo-cygni is the source of this 909-nucleotide messenger RNA. RefSeq lists its product as uncharacterized. The transcript has 2 exons. The coding region runs from base 1 to 909 and encodes 302 amino acids. NCBI's taxonomy places the organism in Eukaryota, Fungi, Ascomycota, Dothideomycetes, Mycosphaerellales, Mycosphaerellaceae. The record is from RefSeq and is a predicted model, not a curated record.